UCUGUGGCGUCAUUUUUUUGAACAGAAUAGAACAGAACAACAAUGGCAGCAAGCCAACAGAGCUAAAUCCUUGACUCUUUGAGAGAUAACUGUGAAGAGAAAUGGCAACAUUGACAUGCUAUUGCUCAUCUCCUUCACUGCAAAUACCAAAACCCACCUCAAAAUCUUCACUUUCCUUGCUCCAUAAAAUCCCAAAUCCACAAUUUUUAACUAAAUAUUCUUCUUUUCUAUCAAUUUCUUCAAAGUACCAAAAGUGGAGACACAGAGUUUCCAUUGUUCUUCAAUGUUCAAACUUCAACACAGCCUCCUCACUUACAACCGAACCCGAACCCGAACCUGAAACCGAAGAAGAAGAAGAUGGAGUUGAUGAAGAAGAAGAUGGAGAUGGGGUUACGUCUAUUGAAAAGCCUCCAGUGAAGAGAAAGAGGAAGAGAAGGAGGUACAGGAAGCAAUACCCAGGUGAGAAAAAGGGUAUUACUGAAGAGAUGAGGUUUGUUGCUAUGAAAUUUCGUAACUCCAUAGGCAAAAAGAAAUCGGAGAGUGAUGAUAAAAUGAAAGAUAAUGGGUAUGAGUCAGUUUCGUCGGACGAGGAUGAUGGUGGUGGUGGUGAGGAGACAUGGAAGCCAAGUAUGGAAGGAUUUCUCAAAUAUCUUGUUGAUAGCAAGCUUGUUUUUAGUACAAUUGAGCGCAUUGUUGAUGAGUCCAGUGAUGUUUCUUAUGCCUACUUCAGAAGGACUGGAUUGGAGCGAGCAGAAUGUAUAUCAAAAGACCUAGAAUGGUUUAGCCAACAGGGUCAUGUGAUUCCUGAACCGGGCAAUCCUGGAGUCACUUACGCCAAUUAUCUGGAGGAACUGGCAGAAAAGACUCCUCGUUUAUUUCUCAGUCACUUCUACAACAUAUAUUUCUCACACAUAGCAGGAGGUCAAGUUAUAGCCAAAAAGGCCUUUGAGAGACUCUUAGAGGAAAAAGAGUUGGAAUUCUACAAGUGGGAGGGGGAUGAAGAAAAGUUGUUGCGAGAUGUGCGUGAAAGUUUUAACAUGCUGGCAAAGCAUUGGUCUAGAGAUGACAAGAAUAAGUGCCUGAGAGAAGUAACCAAGGCAUUCCGGUUUAUGGGUCAGAUUGUUCGGCUAAUCAUCCUGUAAAAGCCAUUCCAAUCCAAAGGCCAAACUUGGUUUCUCAAUGGCAGCUGGCUCACAGGUGUCAUGGUCGCGAACAACUUUGUGCAUAUUUUGCACUAAACGGGAUUGAUCGACAACUGAGAGGAUUGUCAUCGGUCACUUUCAUCAAGAUGCAGAUGGGUGAAUAUGGUCGCAUCUAGAGGCAGGUGGCUUUACUCUUUUCUUUCCCCAGUCUUCUGGUUUUAACUUGCAAAGUCCCUGGGAGCAUUCUAAACUUGAAGGAUAGGUGUACUUCUCUAGAAUCUAUUUAUUUUCCUUUAGAAGAGGUCCCUAUAGGAACUUGAUGGAAUGAAUUUUAUGGUAUAUGUAUAUUGAAAAAGGUGUGCAGAAUGCAGCCAUGGAAGCAUUUCAAUGCAUAAACAGAAGAGCACCAAGAGUUGAUAUGUGUUUCAAAGAGGUGGAAAUCAAGUUCCAAGACAGAAGCAUUUCAGAGCCAUUUAUUUGACAACUGCAAUAUUUUUGGGAUUUGAUAUGGAGGAAAGUAAUGAUAAUUGUGUUUCCUUUUACACAGCUUAGUGUUUUACAUCGUCCUUAAGAAGUCUAUUACAAGGUCUUGGAAUACUUGUCGUUUGGUAUGCAGAAUGACAUAGACACAACUCUCAGGAUAUGCCACCAUGGGAGUAGUUAUCCCACUUUCUAUAUGAGAUAAUUAAUUCCGUCAUUUUAGUAUAAAAGGUGAGAUAAAAUAAUUUUGGCAUUA
Messenger RNA from Solanum dulcamara, 1878 nucleotides. Its product is annotated as probable inactive heme oxygenase 2, chloroplastic. The record is from RefSeq and is a predicted model, not a curated record. The transcript is spliced from 5 exons. Bases 102 to 1142 code for a protein of 346 amino acids. Lineage: Eukaryota; Viridiplantae; Streptophyta; Magnoliopsida; Solanales; Solanaceae. Gene Ontology annotation, molecular function: heme oxygenase (decyclizing) activity. Gene Ontology annotation, biological process: heme oxidation; phytochromobilin biosynthetic process.